AUGACCCCCCUCGCCAGCCUCAAAGCAAUCCCGGCGCAGGACACAGUACCAGGGGUCAUCACCCGCGAAGCUCGACGGGCCUACCUCGCUCCCGUAUUCCUCAAAUCUCAAAAGAUCGUCGCCGGUGACUGGCUAUUAUUCAAAUCUGACAAUGGCUCUACCGUCGCUCAGGCGUGGCCCAAACCCGGGAUUAGCGAGGACUCUGUCGGAUUUUGCCCGGUGCAGAUGGACAAUCUCGCAGGACCCAAGGUGGAAGCCUACCGAUUCAAAGCUGGACAGAGUCAGGGGAGGAUAGUGUCUGUCACUGUCAAGGAGAUUCCCAUUGUGGAUGCCCCAUCAUCCUCCAAGGGAAAGACUACGCCUGUCGACCUGAACAGUCCGAGAGAGCAAGUCUGGUGUAAGGCAGCGGUGAAAGAAGCCCUUACAUCAAUCUACUAUGUCCGCUCGGGCUACUCUGUCAUCGUUGGUGACGCCGAAAAAGUGCCUCGCAAGUUCCAAAUCACCUCUGUCGAAAUCUCUGCCAAAGAUAUCGAAAAGCGCAAAGCAGCUUCCCUCGAAGACGCCCUUUUGGACCUCAAAAUUGGUGGAGAAGAAGUGCAGGUGUGUGAGAUGCAUUGGAAGACGGCGAUCAUAUUGGAUGGGGAAGAAAAGGCAGGGCAGGGAGUUGUGAAGGGAGAGAAGGACGGCAAGAUCACUACCAAAGGCUCUUCAAAGCAGUUCUCAGACUCUGUACCAUCCUAUAUCAACCUCUUCACCCCCUCCCAGUCCCCCGACUCUGCAUACACAUUCCUAGGCGGUCUUCAAUCCCAGAUCGACCAGAUCAAGACCCUGCUCGACCUCCCCAUGCUCCAUCCCGAACUCUACAUUAAAUUCGGCCUCAACCCCCCGCGCGGUAUCUUGCUCCACGGCCCACCUGGUACUGGUAAAACCGCUCUCGCCCGCGCUGUCGCUUCGUCCGCAGGAUGUUCAUGUAUCGUCGUGAACGGUCCCGAACUCACUUCAGCGUACCACGGCGAAACCGAAGAACGUCUCCGCGGUGUAUUCACCGAAGCGAGAAAGAGGAGUCCUUGUAUCGUCGUCCUGGACGAGGUGGAUGCGCUCUGUCCGAGGAGAGAUGGCGGGGAUGGAGGUGAAGUGGAGAGGAGGGUGGUGGCUACGUUGUUGACGUUGAUGGACGGGAUGAGCCACGAGAGCUUGGCUGGGGAGAGGGUGUUUGUGGUGGCUGCUACAAAUAGGCCGAAUAGUAUUGAUCCUGCUCUCCGACGUCCUGGCCGAUUCGAUCGGGAAAUCGAGAUCGGCGUGCCGGAUGCGAAUGGCCGACGCGAGAUCCUCAAUAUCAUGCUCUCCAAAAUCCCCCACUCCCUCACCGAACCCGAACUCGCCUCCCUAGCUUCCCGCACCCACGGCUACGUCGGCGCCGACCUCUUCUCCCUCGUCCGCGAAUCCGCCUCCUCCGCCAUCGCCCGCUACUCUUCCACCCCUCUCCCAUCCCGCUCCGCCGACCCCCUGCUCACCAACACAGACAUCCUCACCACUCUACCUUCCAUCCGCCCUUCCGCUAUGCGGGAAGUGUUUAUAGAGACACCGUCGGUCAAGUGGGAUGAUAUCGGCGGACAGGGGGAGGUGAAGCAAAAGCUGAAAGAGUGUAUCGAGUGGCCGUUGACGCAUAGAGAGACGUUUAUGAGGCUGGGGGUGGAAGCGCCGAGGGGUGUUUUGCUGUAUGGCCCGCCGGGGUGUAGUAAGACGAUGACGGCAAAGGCGCUGGCUACGGAGAGUGGUAUCAACUUUAUCGCUGUCAAGGGUCCUGAACUUUUGAACAAGUAUGUUGGUGAAUCUGAGAGAGCUGUGCGAGAGAUCUUCCGUAAAGCUCGGGCAGCCGCACCUUCAAUCGAUGAGAUUGACGCCCUCGGCUCUGCCCGCGGAGAAGACACCAACCACUCUGGCGUCCUCACCUCCCUCCUGAACGAAAUGGACGGCGUCGAAGAACUCUCCGGCGUCACCGUCGUCGCCGCCACCAACCGUCCCGACGUGCUCGACUCUGCCUUGAUGCGGCCCGGAAGACUGGACCGGAUCUUGUAUGUGGGUGCGCCCGAUAGAGAGACGAGGGAAGAUAUCUUUAGGAUCAGGUUGAGCAAAAUGGCGGUGGAGCCGGGGGUGGAUGUUGGGAAUCUUGCUAUGCUUACUGAGGGUUGUUCGGGUGCAGAGGUGGUUUCGAUCUGUCAAGAUGCUGCUCUGUCGGCUAUGAAUGAAGACCUCAACGCUCCCUUUGUCAAGGGCAUCCAUCUCACGCAGUCAGCCAUGACGGUCAGGAGAAGGAUCACCCCCGACAUGAUGAGGUUCUUUGAAGAAUGGAGAGACCAGUCUGGGGUCCGGAGUGCGUAG
Cryptococcus wingfieldii CBS 7118 is the source of this 2382-nucleotide messenger RNA. Its product is annotated as AAA family ATPase. Gene Ontology annotation, cellular component: cytoplasm. The record is from RefSeq and is a predicted model, not a curated record. Gene Ontology annotation, molecular function: ATP hydrolysis activity; ATP binding. Bases 1 to 2382 code for a protein of 793 amino acids. The transcript has 9 exons. NCBI's taxonomy places the organism in Eukaryota, Fungi, Basidiomycota, Tremellomycetes, Tremellales, Cryptococcaceae.